Psylliodes chrysocephalus is the source of this 897-nucleotide messenger RNA. The record is from the annotation of a GenBank genome assembly. Lineage: Eukaryota; Metazoa; Arthropoda; Insecta; Coleoptera; Chrysomelidae.
UCUGGCCGAGAGUAAUAUAUGUUAUCUUAUUUAAAUAAAUAUUUAUCAUGUCAUAGAUAGGAUACUAUAUAAAUUGGCAAAUGUAAAAUAUUAAUUGAUUUGUUUAGUGAGUGUAUAAGAACUAAGAAAUAUGGCUAAAGAAGAGGUGCUCCUCUACGCCUACAAAUUAUUAGACGAAGCAACGCCGCUAAAGGCCUGGCAUUUGAGUGUUUUCGUGUUUGAUCUUGAAUUUUCUUACAAUGGAAAUGAUGGUGUAACUUAUGAUGAACCUAUAAAUAAUCAUGUGCACAAAACCAUAAAUAUGGGUUUUACCAAUAAAACUAAGAAAGAAUUUAUCAGUCAUGUUGAAAAAGAAUUGAAAAACGAAUUUACAAACUUGAACUAUCAUGUAUUGAGAAAAAACUGUCAACAUUUUGCCCAAAGAGUGCUGAAUUUCCUAGAAAUAGAAGAACCAAUUCCUAUAGAGUAUACCGUGCUUCUCGAAGCAGCGAAUGUCGUAGGUACAUUUUUUGAUAAUCUCGUUUAAAUGUUAAUCCUUUUCCUCUUAUGAAGAUCCUAUUUGUGAAAUAAUACUUAUAAGCGAUUCAAAAAUAUUACUAGUGAACCAGUUUGAUGGGUAAAUCUGCCAGUUUCUCACUUUUUAUUUUCAUAUUUUUUCUUUGUAAUGAUAAUUAUAUGCUUUACUUAAUUUUGACACAUUAUGUAUUUUUGUAUUUCCAAAUAAUGUAAAAAAUACUCCAAAAUGAAUAAUUUAAAAAAAAUAAAAAAUACACGUAAUUUAUUAAUCCAUAUACUUUUGAGAAGUAUGUAUUUAUUAUUUCACUAAGUCUAAUCGUAAUUAUUUACAUUUUUGUUUUAUUUAUUACUAUUAUCAUUAUUAUGUCACGCAUAUUAUUU